AGCAUUUUUGCAGGCCGUGCCCAGCAAGGCACAGAAACAUACAGAAACUAGAGGGCAGGGAAGGAGCUUCCCGUCGCCUGUUUUUCCACUUUCGGGAUCUUUUGGGCUUCUCCGUCUUCCCACGCCAUCGGGCUGGCUCGCCGUUCCGGCCAAAGCCGGCCUGGAUGACGCUGCCAUGUGGUGCCAAGACCGAGUCCAACACAAUGGUCGAGCCCGUCCCUGUUGAAUUCGAUUUCACUGGGGUGCCACCACCUAGAGUCUUCGAGCCUCCGCCCGGAUCAAAGGUGGUGCCACGGAGGAUUUUGUCGCCCAUCCACCACUAUUUGUCUCGCUCGCGAAAGCCAUUCUGGAGCGAAGACCUUAUCUUUACGCAGCCGCCGCGGAUCUACGUGGACCAGAAGUCUGUCUUUCGGGAGAUUGCUUCGGUGACGCAGCUGCGGCGUGGCGAUCAUUGCAUGAUAACGCUCAAUGUACUUCGAUGCUUGAGCCCUUGGAUAGACUACCUGGUAAGCUUGAUGGGAUCCUUGGAACUAUCUCAUUUGUACCAUCAUUUUGUGAUCCUCGAGGAUGUGGACCACGUGGACCAGUUCGGCGUCCCUCGCACGAAACAGGGUGCGAUCGUCCAUAUCAUGGAGUACUCAAACACAGUGGAAGGCUUUAUAGAAGAAGUGCGUGUCAAAAGUUUCGGCGAAUGGCUGGCCCUGCCGAAGGUGUUCUUAGACUGCAUUCUUCAGAAGGCGCGAUGUGGCAGGGUCCCCUUAGCUGACUACGGGGACAUGCCUCACAUUUUCCGAAUGGAGGAGAGGCUUACAGAGCAACAGCGUGAACGCAUCGUCCAUGAUGCUGAGCAGUUUAUUGCAAACCCGCAAGCGUACAACAUCCUGUGGUCUAAUUGCGAACACACGACGAACCUGGUCUCCGGGAAACAGCAGUUCACAUCGCCAGAAGUGCACUUCUUCCUUUGGAGCAUUUGUCGCUACUUUUUGACCUUCUUUGGGCUGGCAACCCUUCAUGCCGUUACCAUGCAGUGCUACAGCAGAUACUGCUUGCAGUACCCCUUUUGGGCGUUGGCUGCGUACUACACCUGUACAGCCUUGCCAGUCCUGGCUCAGAUUGUAGUGCAAUUUGGGCGACUAGCGCACACAGUGGCAGCAUCGUGGAGAAAGAGCUUAAUCUCGAGAAAUGAUGUGUACCACUUGCUCUUGAAGGAGGGUUGUCCCGCGCAAUUUUCAACGGAGCCCUGGCCUUCGGCUUCCUCCUGCAGGGGCCUCCGUUCUCGACGGUGGGCGCCGGACAUUUUACACUUCGCCGACGGAAGGUAUCCCAUCAGAAUUUCUGUUGCCAUCGUGUUUGCCUACCUCGCAAGCGACGCUAUCUUUGCACUGCUCGCACAGGUAGUCACGCGGAUCCUGCUCCAAACGCAGGGUCACUAUUGGCUUAUUGGCGGCAGCGACCAUACGUGGGAAGAGGAGGAAAGAAUUCGGGCUGAGGCCAAGACUCCAAAGUCCAAAGCUGAAUAGCACUGGCUGGAUCAUUUGGAUCGCAGUGCGCAAUGUGGCAACGCACGCAUAGACAUGGGCCAU
Molecule: messenger RNA, 1583 nt
Organism: Effrenium voratum
Lineage: Eukaryota; Dinophyceae; Suessiales; Symbiodiniaceae
Source: the annotation of a GenBank genome assembly